AUGAGUUCAAAAUAUUUUCAAGAUGUAUACAUUCCACGGUACUUAACCAAAACCAAAAACAAAAGAAAAAUGAAGAGACAUCUCAACGACGUCGUCUUAGUGUUUCUCGUUUUUAUCUUCGGCGUGAAAUUGGGGAAGGGACAGAAUACGACAAUCCAAGUAAUUAAUGUUGGGGUUGUGACUGAUGUUGGGACAACUGCCUCCAACUUGAGCUUGCUCGCCAUUAACAUGUCUCUCUCAGACUUUUACUCUUCUCGUCCAGAAUCUCGGACCAGGCUUCUUCUUAACUUUGCCGACUCUAGAGACGAUGUUGUUGGCGCUGCAGCGGCUGCUCUUGAUCUUAUAAAGAACAAGGAAGUGAAAGCAAUUCUGGGGCCAAGAACGACGAUGCAAGCUUCUUUCGUGAUCGAGGUAGGCCAAAAAUCUCAGGUGCCAAUUAUUUCAUUUUCUGCAACGAGCCCUUUCCUUGACUCUGGCCGUAGUCCAUACUUCUUUCGCUCUACUUACGACGACUCAUCACAAGUGCAAGCCAUAAGUGAGAUCAUAAAGGUGUUUGGUUGGAGAGAGGUCGUACCUGUGUAUGAGAACAAUGCGUUUGGAGAAGGUAUAAUGCCUGGUCUUACUGAUGCAUUACAAGCGAUUAACAUCCGUAUACCUUAUAGGACGGUGAUUUCUCCCAAUGCAACGGAUGAUGAAAUCUCUGUGGACCUUCUCAAAUUGAUGACCAAACCAACCAGAGUGUUUGUAGUUCAUAUGAAUCGGUUCCUUGCUUCAAGAGUGUUUUCAAAAGCCAGGGAAACUGGUCUAAUGAAACAAGGGUAUGCCUGGAUCCUCACUAAUGGAGUUAUAGAUCAUCUGGUUUUGAUGAAUGGAACAGAUAUUGAAGCAAUGCAAGGGGUAAUAGGCAUAAGGACUCACUUUCCAAUAUCGGAAGAGCUUCAAACAUUUAGAUCAAGAUUGGCAAAGGCAUUCCCAGUUUCGGAGUUGAACAUCUACGGAUUGAGGGCUUACGAUGCUACCACCGCACUGGCAAUGGCUGUUGAAGAAGCAGGAACAACUAACUUGACUUUCAGCAAAAUGGAUGGAAGAAACAUAUCUGACCUGGAAGCACUUAGUGUCUCAGAAUAUGGUCCAAAGCUUAUCCGCUCGCUUUCCCAGAUUCAGUUCAAAGGACUUUCUGGUGAUUACCAUUUCGUUGAUGGACAACUGCAUGCAUCCGUGUUUGAGAUUGUCAAUGUGAUAGACGGUGGAGGAAUAUUGGUAGGAUUCUGGACGCAAGAUAAAGGACUGGUAAAAGAUUUGAGUCCAAGUUCAGGAACUACACGUACUUUCUCUAGUUGGAAGAAUCAUCUUAACCCGAUCUUAUGGCCUGGGAUUACCUUAACUGUUCCAAAGGGGUGGGAGAUCCCAACAAACGGGAAAGAGCUGCAAAUUGGUGUUCCUGUUGGUACUUUCCCUCAGUUUGUAAAGGUUACAACGGAUCCUCUAACCCAUGAAACCAUAGUAACAGGGUUUUGCAUCGACUUCUUUGAGGCUGUAAUUCAAGCAAUGCCGUAUGAUGUCUCCCACAGAUUCAUUCCUUUUGGAGAUGAUGAUGGAAAAACUAACGAUACGACGAUAUUGGCAAAUAGAUCAUCCUAUGUUGAUUUCACUUUGCCAUACACAACAUCGGGCGUGGGGAUGGUUGUCCCUCUAAAAGAUAACGUGGCAAGAAGCAGUUUGAUCUUUUUUAAACCUUUGACACCGGGGCUUUGGGGGAUGACCCUUGGUUCUUUUUUUGUUGUUGGUUUUGUUGUGUGGAUUCUUGAACAUAGGGUGAACUCUGAAUUCACUGGACCUCCCCAGUACCAGAUCAGCACUAUGUUCUGGUUUGCCUUCUCCAUCAUGGUUUUUGCACCCAGAGAAAGAGUAAUGAGCUUUACAGCAAGGGUUGUGGUUAUCACUUGGUACUUCAUUGUUCUUGUGCUGACUCAGAGUUAUACUGCCAGUUUGUCAUCGCUUCUCACAACACAACAGCUCAAUCCAACUGAAACGAGCAUCAAGAACGUGCUUGCAAAAGGAGGACCUGUGGCAUAUCAGAGAGAUUCAUUCGUACUGGGGAAACUGAGAGAAUCGGGCUUCCCUGAGUCCAGACUCGUGCCAUUUACCUCUCCAGAGAAAUGUGAAGAACUUCUGAACAAGGGACCAUCAAAGGGUGGUGUUUCUGCAGCCUUCAUGGAAGUACCAUACGUGAGAGUUUUUCUUGGACAAUAUUGCAAGAAAUAUAAAAUGGUGGAGGUGCCAUUUGAUGUUGACGGGUUUGGCUUUGUCUUCCCAAUUGGAUCGCCUCUAGUAGCCGAUGUAUCAAGGGCCAUUUUGAAAGUGGCAGAGUCUAACAAAGCAACUCAACUUGAAACUGCGUGGUUCAAGAACAUAGACAAAACUUGUCCUGAUCCAAUGAACAACCCUGACCCAAACCCAACAGUCUCCUUCCGAAAGCUCAGCCUCGAUAGUUUCUUGCUUCUAUUUGUUGCUGCAGCCACUGUCUGUACCCUUGCCUUGUUGAAGUUUGUGAUCUGUUUCUUGAUUCAGAAUCGGAUUAUUUUGAAUGACGAAUUCUACCGUGGCAAACGAAUGAAGGAGAUGUGGUUAAAGUUCAUGGAAAGUGAUGGUGAAUCAUACAUUAGCCGUGUGAGAUCAACAUGUCCUCAGGUGUUAAUACAACCCAGGGAAGAGGACAUUGAUCCCAUUAACGGCUAA
Molecule: messenger RNA, 2739 nt
Organism: Arabidopsis thaliana (thale cress)
Lineage: Eukaryota; Viridiplantae; Streptophyta; Magnoliopsida; Brassicales; Brassicaceae
Gene: GLR2.4
Product: glutamate receptor 2.4
Exons: 5
Coding region: 1-2739 (912 amino acids)
Biological process (GO): calcium ion transmembrane transport; monoatomic ion transmembrane transport
Cellular component (GO): membrane
Molecular function (GO): ligand-gated monoatomic ion channel activity
Source: RefSeq, marked reviewed